Molecule: messenger RNA, 1299 nt
Organism: Fomitiporia mediterranea MF3/22
Lineage: Eukaryota; Fungi; Basidiomycota; Agaricomycetes; Hymenochaetales; Hymenochaetaceae
Product: acid protease
Exons: 8
Coding region: 1-1299 (432 amino acids)
Biological process (GO): proteolysis
Molecular function (GO): aspartic-type endopeptidase activity
Source: RefSeq, a predicted model, not a curated record
AUGCUACUCUACCCUCUUGUUCUCCUUGCUGCUGUGGUGGCAGCGAUACCGCCUGCCCCUGUCGCACAGAUGCGCCCCCGGCCUGUCUCACUUGCGCUUACUCGCAUGUUUAAUGCUUCUGGAUCGAACAUCCCUGAACACGAUCGCGCUCGCGUGGCUCAUCUGCUUGCCGCAGGGAAGUCGUCAGCUACCGAAGGCAAACUCGAGAAGCGCCAAAACUCGAUUGAUAUAACAAGCGUUGUCUCACCAAGCGCCGCCUCACCAAAUUCCGCCUUGUUUUAUACGGCUACUGUCGAUGUUGGAAACACACCCUACACCCUUAUCGUUGACACGGGCUCAAGCAAUACCUGGGUUGGAGCCGGAAAACCCUAUGUACCAUCUAGCUCAAGUCAAGAGACUGGUUCAAUUGUUCAAGUCACUUAUUUGACGGGUUCCUCCUUCACCGGAAUGGAAUAUACGGAUACUGUGUCCUUAUCACCAAAUCUUGUAAUCGAAGGUCAAAGUAUUGGUGUCGCUCAAACAAGCCAAGGAUUUGUAGGAGUUGAUGGUGUUUUGGGUAUCGGGCCGACAGAUCUUACAGAAGGAACAGUAAUCCCCGAUGGGUCUCCUGUCCCGACGGUGACGGACAAUCUCUUCUCUCAGAACCUGAUUUCACAAAAAGUCGUGUCCGUAUAUUUCGAACCUACGACGGCUGAAAUAAACACGAACGGAGAAUUGACCUUCGGCGGCAUCGUCGAGACAAACAUACUUCCUGGUUCCGAGCUCAAUUUCGUACCGAUCACCUCGAGUUCACCAGGAAAUCGAUACUUCGCAAUCGAUGAAAUGAUUUCCUAUGGCUCGAUGAACUCAACCACCGUUCUUCCUCUCAGUGCAGGUAUUAUCCACUCCGGCAUUACGUUGCUCCUUCUGGAGACAAGUGCUUUCAAUACGUACACGACUCUGACAGGUGCAACAUUGGACUCUAACACUGGAUUUCUUACAAUUUCAAAAGACAAUUAUGCAAUCCUCGAGAGUCUCUUUUUCAAUAUUGGUGGUAACAUGUAUGAGUUCACUAAGGAUGCGCAGACAUGGCCGCGCGUUCUCAAUGCCGACAUUGGAGGCACUUCAGACGGGAUCUAUUUGAUAGUCGGAGAUUUAGGAAACAUUGGCGGGGGCACAAUAGGUGCGAUUAACGGGGCGACGUUCAUGGAGCGCUUCUACACUGUCUUCAACUCCGAGGAAAAUCAAGUCGGUUUUGCUCUCACGGCACAUACCUUUGACGAGACGAACAUGAAGGAUAAGAACGGAAACAAUCCAUAA